CGGGCAGUGAGGGUUUCCAGCCAGGGCAGCCUCCUCAGUAGACUCUUCUGUGGUGUGAUUUUAGGAGUUAUUCCUGAAAGCCCAACCUUAAAUUUGUUUCUCUCACAUCUCCGGAUUACUUACAACACAUAACAGGAACGUUCCUUCCUGUUUAAACCCGCUGGAGGCUGUUUUCUGUCCUCUGCACCCAAACCCGUCAGGUUGUAGCUCAGACGUCCUGAGGUCGGAAGGGGCUUGGAGUGUUUGAGGAAAAGCAGCCGGGACGGCCUGAGGGAGGGGGAGAGGUGGAAGACACAGGCAGGUCACACCUUGAAUUGUGUGAACACUAAUGAAGGGAAACUUCGCUAACAUGGAGGCCAGAGGCCAGAAGGGGGCGCUCUCACACAGUGCCACUUCAUGCCAAUUGCAAGAAGAAUUGUCACACUCUGCAAUACAAUAGAAGAAUAGUUAACAACAAAAAAAUGAUCAAUGAUAGACCCCAACAGGAAAUGAUGGACACGGCAUCUCCUACAAGAACUUGACAACCCCAGCAACUCGGCCAACGAGAAACCACCACGUCCCUGAUAUCUGUUUUCUCCAAUGGACUUUCUGCAAGAACAGCCCCCUCCCCACUGUCUUCCUUUUCUCCAUAAAAUAACCUUUUUCUCCUUUGUUCAUUGGACUUACCUAUGGCUUUUGCUGUCGCUUGCUUGUCCUGAAUUGCAAUUCUGUUUUGUUCCCAAAUAAACCCAUGCUUACUGGUAAAACCGCUGACUGUUUUAUUUUUGAAAACAGAGGCCACGCUAAAGAACCGGAUUUUGUCCUAAGUACAGUGAGAGGCCGUUGGAGGCCCUUCUACAGGGACAUGAUGGGAUUGAUUGAUGUCUCAGGAAACCAGAAUGAUGCCAGGGGGAGGGGGAAGGACAGGGCGGCAGCAGAGAGACCACUUGGGAGGGGACCAUGGUGAACCAGGCGGGAGAUGGCAGGCUAGUGCGCUAACCGUGGAAAUGGUGUGAUGUGUGAAAGGUUCAGAGUGGGUCUCACACUGAUGACAUGAGGCCAUCAUGUAUCAAAAGAACUUUUAUUUCAAGCGCCUGGGGGCAGGUGGGCUGAGUCUGAAAAAAGGAGUCAGCGUCGACUGAAGGGAGAGGCAGGCUUUUCUUAGCUUUUGCUGGCUGGCAGGAUGGCCCACAAGCAGAUCUACUACUCAGACAAGUACUUCGACGAGCACUACGAGUACUGGCAUGUCAUAUUACCCAGAGAACUUUCCAAACAAGUCCCCGAAACCCAUCUGAUGUCAGAAGAGGAAUGGAGGAGACUUGGUGUCCAACAGAGUCUUGGCUGGGUUCAUUACAUCAUUCAUGAGCCAGAACCACAUAUUCUUCUCUUUCGACGACCUCUUCCAAAAGAUCAACAAAAAUGAAGAUAUUGGGGAUCGUUAAUUAAAUCUUUUUCAAAUUUAAUGUAUAUGUGUAUAUAAGUAGUAUUCAGUGAAUACUUGAAAAUGUACAAAUCAUUCAUCCAUACCUGCGCAUGAGCUGUAUUCUUCACAGCAACAGAGCUCAGUUAAAUGCAACUACAAGUAGGUUACUGUAGGGUGUUUUAAGAUAAAAUUUCUCCUAGUUACUUUUUCUCUUAAAUAUAAGUGCCUGUUUGACUUUACCUGUUACUUUUGUUUAAUAAAGUUUGCAUGUUGCAUUUAAAAAAA
Molecule: messenger RNA, 1687 nt
Organism: Pipistrellus kuhlii (Kuhl's pipistrelle)
Lineage: Eukaryota; Metazoa; Chordata; Mammalia; Chiroptera; Vespertilionidae
Product: cyclin-dependent kinases regulatory subunit 2-like
Exons: 1
Coding region: 1163-1402 (79 amino acids)
Biological process (GO): regulation of mitotic cell cycle
Cellular component (GO): cyclin-dependent protein kinase holoenzyme complex; SCF ubiquitin ligase complex
Molecular function (GO): histone binding; cyclin-dependent protein serine/threonine kinase activator activity; ubiquitin binding
Source: RefSeq, a predicted model, not a curated record